ACGAAAAUCCACUCAAAGUCCAAAGGUAGACGAUCCAGGAGCGCGUCGUUUUGAGUUACCCACUUUAUUACUUCUAUCCCUAUGGAAACUGGUUUCUGAUUAGUGAUCAGAGCUCUUUCUCUAUAAAACUUCUCGUGGCGUGUGAAAGGGAACGUGUUGUGAGGCGUGCUCUGUGGGGAGCAAAGGGGAUUUUAACUCAACUCGUAUAUUCUCCUGCCGUCUUGUGUAGUAAUCAAAUUGAAAAACCCACUCAGCAUUUCGGAGAGCGAGCGAAUAAGCGGAAGGAAAUCACAGAGGCUGGUUUCUUCGAAUUUUUUGAUUUCAAAGCGGUGAUAGUCCCGAAGGAGAAAGACCAAAAUGUAUCAUCCUUCAAGAGGAGGCGUUCGCGGUGGUCGAGAUCAGUUUAAGUGGGAAGAUGUGAAGGUUGAUAAACAUCGAGAAAACUAUCUUGGUCACAGUAUUAUGGCACCAGUUGGAAGAUGGCAGAAAGGGAAAGACCUACACUGGUAUGCUAGGGGUAAAAWAUCUGAAAAUUCGGAUAUGGAAGCGGCCAAAACAGAGAUACAAAGGAUCAAAGAAGAGGAGGAGCAGGCAAUGCAGGAGGCUCUUGGCUUAGCUCCUAAACGUGCUAAUCGACCCCAAGGCAAUCGAUUGGAUAAACAUGAAUUUUCAGAGCUAGUAAAGAGAGGAUCCACAGCAGAGGACUUGGGUGAGGGCCAUGCUGAGGCAGCAAGGGUUCAAGGUCUUGGCUAUUAUAGAGCACCCCGUCUUUGGGAAGAAUCAAGUUCUCUUCCACCCAUGCCAGAGGUGGUUUCAUCUGAGAUGGUUAAUACAGCCGAGCUCAAUCCACCAGCAAGAAACACCGAAGCUGCAGCAUCUUCUUCAGGGGAUGAGAGGAGUCCGAAGAAAAGGAGGCAUGAAGAGAAGAAAGAGAGAAAACAUGACAGGCAUGGGAAACGGCAUUCACGGCAUUCACAUGAUUCGGAAGACAAGAGGAAACACAAACGAGACAAGGAAAAGAGAAGACAUGAUUGAUCGAUUGGGUCGCAUAUUAUGUUACCCUGUACAUUGUUCUCUGGAUAAGUUUGACAUUGUGUUCUUCAAGGGCCUUAUUACAUUACUCAUAAAAAAGGCCUUAUAUCCUAUAUAUGUGUCGCCAAAGUAUUGUCCCAGUCUUUCUUGUUUUGUUUGCAAGAGGACCAUAUAUGUUGCAAUUUGUGUUUUCCA
This is a messenger RNA of Nelumbo nucifera (sacred lotus), 1227 nucleotides long. Its product is annotated as leukocyte immunoglobulin-like receptor family A protein. Lineage: Eukaryota; Viridiplantae; Streptophyta; Magnoliopsida; Proteales; Nelumbonaceae. The record is from RefSeq and is a predicted model, not a curated record.